GAGUCAGUCGAAGUUGGACUGCUUUGACUAGUCGACGUGCGUGUCGUUUGUCCCACGCACCCGCAGCAUCCGAAAUCGAUAAUAAUUAUCGCCCGUGCCCUCGCCACACCGACAUAGGCCAGUUUUCAUCGUUCGCAAAGAGUUUCCAAUCGACGCAGACGAGACUCGCGUUUUGACGGCGCCGUUGCCAGUUAUCCAAAUCUCCGCGGAACCCGUCCGUUUACGACAGCGACAACAAUGGAUGACAAUCAAAAUGGCGCCGCAAUCGCACAGCCGCCCAGCAGCGAUACCUGCGGAAUGAUCGGCAACCACAGCGAUGGCCCGGCAGCGGCAGCCACAGCAACAGCGGUACCACCGAUCGCGAUGAGAGCGCCACCACCAGCAGCGGUACCAGCUGCCUUCGGAAUUCUGGCGCGCCCAGCGCCCCCGUACGGCGCACAUCUGAACAACAACAAUAACAAUUCGGUCAUUAAAGGACAGCUAAAGGGUCCCGGUAACCCAGAUCACAGGACUAGACGUCCGCGCCGUGGUAAACGUAAAAGCAAGAAAGUCACUCCAUAUACAAAAGAUGGAAUGAUGUUUCGUCUUAAAGCUUUAGCACCCAAUAACACCAAUCAAUUUUUAAUGGACGAUCAUAAUGAUGGACCAGACAUUGAUAAAAAACUAUCUGCCCGAUACAAUGAGAAUGGACGUAAAAGAAAUUCAAGUUAUACUAGUAUUGAGUCGGAAGGAGAACAGAUAUAUUCUUCAUCAGAUGAUGAUGGUACUUCAAUACAGAAAGAAUUUAUUGAUACCUAUAGACUUGUCCAAGAAGAAGAAUUAGAUGGUUUAACAAAAAACGAGCUUACCCAAAGAGUAAUUGAACUUGAAGAAAAAGUACAAAUGCUUGAAUCUAAAAGGUUUAAAAAAAAUAUGACGUAUUUUAAUGGAAUACCUAAAGAAGAUGAAGACGAUUCAAUUGACCCAGAAGAAUAUAGAUUAAUGCAAAAGCAAAUUAGAGAGUUGACAACACAAAACAAAAUGCUGCAAAAUGAAAUUGAAAUGCUAAAACAAAAUCCUAAGAGGACCACCAAUUCAGAUACCUCUAUGGAUAGCGAAAGCUCAUCAGAUUCCAGUGAUAGCUCUUCCAGUUCUUCUGAAGGACAUUCUAUUGAAAUGAAAUUUUCACUAUGUAGUGGACCAGAUGAUCGUAUACUAAAUAAUGAUGAUUGAUCAGCAAAGUACCAAAUUGAUAAUGUUUACUAUGGAGUUGAGAAGUGAUUACCAUGUAACAACUCCUGGAUAUUGGUGGUAACUUUUGUUAUAACAUAAUACUGUCAGAUUUUUACAAUUACCAGAAAAAUGACUAUCAUUUGUUAACCAAUGAAAAACAUAAGAAGCCAUUUCAGUAAUAAUUUGUUUAUAUGGAAACACAGAUGACAUAGAAGUAUGCUGUAUGUGGUAUGCCCAUAGGCGUGCGCAGUCCUGCAUUUCAGGAGUGCCUGCAAUAAGUUCGGGCCCUAUCUUAACAAAACGCGCAGGAAUCAGAUAAAUCAGUGAAAGAACACGAAACUAGAAGCAAUUUUUUUUUAAACAGUUUUUAUUUUAUAAAUGUAUUGUUUUAAUAAUUUAUAAAAUAUUUCUAUGAAAUUAAGUUAAUUAUUUUUUUUCAUCAGUGAUAUAUUUUCUGUCUUUUCGAUAUACAUUGAUUCCACCAAA
Messenger RNA from Sipha flava (yellow sugarcane aphid), 1698 nucleotides. Its product is annotated as protein HEXIM1-like. The record is from RefSeq and is a predicted model, not a curated record. Bases 238 to 1212 code for a protein of 324 amino acids. Gene Ontology annotation, molecular function: cyclin-dependent protein serine/threonine kinase inhibitor activity; 7SK snRNA binding. The transcript is spliced from 7 exons. Lineage: Eukaryota; Metazoa; Arthropoda; Insecta; Hemiptera; Aphididae. Gene Ontology annotation, cellular component: cytoplasm; nucleus; nucleoplasm. Gene Ontology annotation, biological process: negative regulation of transcription by RNA polymerase II; negative regulation of cyclin-dependent protein serine/threonine kinase activity.